Vicia faba (fava bean) is the source of this 576-nucleotide messenger RNA. The record is from the annotation of a GenBank genome assembly. Lineage: Eukaryota; Viridiplantae; Streptophyta; Magnoliopsida; Fabales; Fabaceae.
AUGACUAAAGAACACGCUAUUUGGUCUCCAUAUGACAACAAUGGAGGAUCAUGUGUCGCUGUUGCUGGGUCAGACUACUGUGUGAUUGCAGCAGAUACAAGGAUGUCCUCUGGUUACAACAUCCUCACUCGUGAUUACUCCAAAAUCUCUCACCUAGCUGAGAAGUGUGUUAUGGCUUCUUCGGGUUUUCAAGCUAAUGUGAAGGCUUUGCAGAAGGUUUUGUCUGCUAGACAUUUGACAUAUCAGCAUCAACACAACAAGCAGAUGAGCUGCCCUGCAAUGGCUCAGUUGCUUUCAAACACACUUUAUUACAAACGCUUCUUUCCUUAUUAUUCUUUUAAUGUGUUGGGCGGCCUUGACAGUGAAGGAAAGGGAUGUGUCUUCACAUAUGAUGCUGUUGGUUCCUAUGAGAGGGAUGUUGUUACUCCACUGUCUGAAUCAGAAGCAGUUGAUCUGGUCAAAACUGUUUUUGCAUCUGCAUCUGAGGGAGAUAUAUACACUGGGGAUAGAGUUGAAAUUGUGAUCCUAAACGCCAGUGGUAUUCAUCGUGAAUUCAUGGAGCUAAGAAAAGAUUGA